Messenger RNA from Kazachstania africana CBS 2517, 168 nucleotides. RefSeq names its product Cox14p (gene COX14). The transcript has a single exon. Lineage: Eukaryota; Fungi; Ascomycota; Saccharomycetes; Saccharomycetales; Saccharomycetaceae. Bases 1 to 168 code for a protein of 55 amino acids. The record is from RefSeq and is a predicted model, not a curated record.
AUGGCUAGAUAUGCUUGGUAUACGAGAAUAUCUGAUAGUUUACAUCGUUUAACUGUCAUGACUCUAGUGGGAGGUACGCUGUAUAUGACAGGGGGGUUGGUUUAUACUCUUUAUAUGAAUGGUAAACGUUACGAAAAACAAAUUACAUCAGCACAGAAUAGUAAAUAG